AUGUCCGCGGGCCCAACAGAUAACGAGCUAAGCAAAAAGUUUCGUUCGUUAAAAAAAAUUGGAGAAGGGACAUAUGGGAUCGUUUACAAGGCAAUUCAUGUCAAGGAUCAAACGAAAUGCGCAUUGAAAAUGAUCACCAUGGACAAAGACGAGGAAGGAAUUCCAAGUACGUGCCUUCGAGAAAUUUCAUGUAUAAAAGACCUACGACAUGAUAAUAUUGUUCACUUGUUUGAUAUUAUUUUCACAGAUUCUGAUCAAAAGCUUUAUAUGGUGUUCGAGUUUAUUGAUCGCGACCUCAAACUUUUGUUGGAAAUGAUUGAACCAGACCGUUUGCCUGAAAAUUAUGUCCGAUCAUUCAUGUGGCAGUUACUGUCAGCAUUGUCGUAUUGCCAUUUAAGACGAAUUGUCCACCGCGAUCUUAAGCCACAAAAUAUUCUCGUUUCCGAUGAUGGCGUGGUUAAAAUUGCCGAUUUUGGAUUAGCCAGAAGUUUCUCAUUUCCUAGUCGAAAAUAUACACAUGAAGUGGUUACAUUGUGGUACAGGCCGCCUGAGAUCAUACUUGGGUCGCAAAGAUAUUCGACUUCGCUGGAUAUGUGGUCUUUGGGUUGUAUUUUUGCCGAACUGGCGUCAGGCCAACCACUUUUCAACGGAGAAUCGGAGAUUUCGCAGCUAUUUAAAAUAUUCGAAAUCAUUGGAACCCCCAAUUCUACGAACUGGCCUGGCGUCGAAAAACUUCCACAUUAUAAAGGGGUUUUCCCUAAUUGGAAGUUUAAUGGAAGGCUUCUUGCCGAAUCCUCAAAUCUUACUGGACCAGGAUAUGAUAUUCUUAAGGAAAUCGUUCGCUAUCCACCUGAAAAACGGCUUACAGCCAAAAUGGCCCUUUCUCAUCGAUAUUUUAUGCAGAACGAUUUUAUAGAGAAUCGUCCUUCCGUAUUGGACCUUCUUGCUAAUGUCAAAGAUGAGGUCGAGGAAGUGAUGUUGGCAGUGGCGGCCCCGAGUUGGAGUCACUCGAUAGAUAAAGACUCGUCCGAAAACUGCCCGAAUAGCCAAUCGUCAAGCAGAGAGCAUGACGGAUCACCAAGUUCUCGUUGUUUGAACAAUGUCAAACAUUACAAUGCCGAUGGUAUCUCGUGGGCAAUGGCAGCCGUAUUUGUCAUUGGCGACAUGAUGGGAGCAGGAAUGAUCUCGUUACCUUUGGCCCUCGGAUCAGCAGGCCUCAUUCCUGGUGUAUUUUUCAUUAUUCUGCUGGGCUUAAUAUCUGGCUAUACUGGAAUUCAACUCAGUGACAAUUGGGAAAUGAUGCAGGAUCGAUGGGCGGAAUAUCGAUCAAGAUGUCGCCGACCUUAUCCGGAAAUGGCGUCUCGAUCGCUCGGAAAAUGGGCCGGUCGACUUGUCGCCGUCACAAUCACAUUCUCGCAAUUUCUUAUCGGAUCGGUUUUAAUAUUAAUAUGUGCGCAGAAUUUCACAAAUUUGCUCAAUACGUUCACCGAAAUUCGCCUCGAUUUUUGUAUUUUCAUUGUUGUUUUGGGAUUGAUUUUGUGGCCUCUGAUUAUGCUUCGCAGUCCUAUGGAUUUCUGGCAACUGGCUUGCCUCUCCGCUGCUUCCAGUAUUGUCGCUGCAUGCUUGAUUGUGGCUGGAACUGCUCACGACUUGCCCGUCUGUAUUAAAGAGCGCAAGCUUCCUGAUUUCGAAUUCAAAAGCUUUUCGUUGGCCUACGGAACGAUCAUGUUCGCCUACGGCGGUCAUGCAGCAUUCCCAACAAUUCAGCAUGACAUGGCCAAUCCACAUCAAUUCAACAAAUCAGUUGUGGCUGGCUAUAUAGUGAUUAUGAUUGCUUAUUUGGCAAUUGCCGUCACUGGAUUACUUGCCUAUGGCGACAGUAUGAUUGACACGAUCAUUCCCUCGAUGCAAUUGACCUGGGUGGCGCAUGCUGUGAAUAUCCUAAUCACCGCACACAUCUUGCCGACAAUUAUCAUUGUGAUGUCACCAAUGACUCUUCAAGUCGAGGAAUGGACGGGAGUUCCUAAUCAUUUUUCUCUUGCCCGAUUCGGUGUUCGAACUUGCAUCCUCUUCCUCGCCGUUUUCAUGGCUCUUUCGGUUUUGAAACUCGGAAUAUUUGUCAAUCUUGUCGGUGGAACAACAAUCACAUUUAUGACAAUGGUUUUGCCCUCGGUCUUCUGGUUGUGCAUGCAAGCAUCAUUCAAAAAACGAAAGGAAGGUAUUGACGCGGGAGAGAUUGAUGAAGAAUGUCCCGAUGACGAGCUGGCAACGUUUUCAGAUGUGCUGAAAUAUACACCGAAAUACUUACUCGUUCUCAAUGCUCUAACCAUAAUAUUCGGAUUCUUCGGCGGAAUAUCGGCAACUUGGGAUGCCAUCGAAGGUCUUAUAGUUACUGGUCAAGUUACUCCAUGUUAUGUUAACUGGAUACGCGAGGGAUUCAUUCCAAAGGUCUCCGGUGGAGUUUUGCACUGCUGCGGACAGUUUAAGAAUGUUUCUUAUUACGGAACCCCUGAACUUUGUCUUGUCUCAAAUUGA
Caenorhabditis bovis is the source of this 2535-nucleotide messenger RNA. NCBI's taxonomy places the organism in Eukaryota, Metazoa, Nematoda, Chromadorea, Rhabditida, Rhabditidae. The record is from the annotation of a GenBank genome assembly.